AUGUCGUCGGAAGAAGGAGAAAUUCCGGCCAAGGAAGAGCCAUCGAGAAAUGGCGGCGAUGAUGAAGUAUUGGCGGCUGCUGUGAUCGACGAGAAUGAUGAAGAGAGCAGUCAAGGGAGUGAAGUGGUUGUUGCCAAGGUGAUUGAUGAUGAACCUGGCACUGCUGCUGCUGUGGUUAGUGAGGAAGCUACCCCCAAGGUUACUGCGACGGAUGAAGCUAAAGUUGCUUCUGCCUCGGUCAAGCCAGUCAAAAAAGAAGAGGAGGAAGAAGAAGAGGAUGGGGAGGUAGUGGAAGACCCGGUUGACAAGAACAAGGCGGCUGUUGUUGAUGGUGGGAAGGGAGACACAUCGACACCAGCGUCAGCAGAGCCAAACAAGAAGAAAGACAGCAUAGAUUCGGAGGUAUCAGCGAAUAAGCCAGCGUCAAAAGCUGUCAAGACUACAGAAAAAGAAGCCUCAUUGGUCAAGAAAGAGGUGGAAACCAACCAACAACCAAAGUCAACCUCAAACGAUGUCGAGAAACCCAAAGAGUCAACCGCACCCAAAGAACCAACCACAGCAAAGCAGAACGCAGGCACUGACGAACCACCUCCCAAGGAAGUCAAACCUAAAGAUGUCAAACCUUCUAAUGAAGUUGUCAAACCUAAGGAAGUAGCGCCUCCAAAGAAAAAGAAAGAUGAGGAUGACGAGGAGGAGGAGGGAGAGAUUGAGGAAGGAGAGCUCGAUGACCCAACCCCUAAACCUCCGCCUCCCAAACCGUCGUCCGAUGAUGCCACCAAAAAGCCAUUGGGCAGCAAAAAGCCCCGUCCGAAGGAUAAUGCAGCCAACAAGGACGCCAGAACUCCGGCCAAGAAAGAACCCAAAGAGGACAGUGUCAAGGCUAAAGUGGACAGUGUCAAGAAAGAACCCAAAGUGGACAGUGUUAAGGCCAAAAUGGACGCUGUUAAGGACGUGGAAAUGAGACCUGUACAUGAAGGAAAGGCCAACAAUCAAAAGAAGGAAGCCUCAGUCGGCAACCAAAAGAAGGAAGCCACAGUUAGCAAAAAGAAAAAAAAGAAGAGCGGGAAACCUGCCGACAACUCGGACAGUGCUGCUGCUACGCCCAAAGACAAGCCAACACCCAUGGAAGUAGACGAGUUGAAAUCCAAAGUUAGCGAAAGCAGCAGUGAGGCCAAGAAGGGUGACGAUGAUGACGAAGAUGGAGAGAUUAAGGAGGAAGGGGAACUGAAGGAAGACACUGAAAGCGAUACCAAAGAAGACACAGAAGAGGAGGGGGAAAUCAAAGAGGAUGCGGAUAUGGAAGAUGCACUGUCACAGUCUGAAGAAGGGGGCGAUCGCGAUGCAGACAUGCAGUCUGUGGAUGGUGAUGAUGCAUCUUUUGCUGAUGAGCCUGCGGCUAAGAAACCAGAGCCAUCCUACAGCACCAGGGGGCGAUCAUCGGGUACUACCACUCCAGUACCUCGAGAGUCGACAGCAAAAUCGUCGUCCCUCACAGCAGCAACCGCGGCGUCGGCUGGCAGCAAUGAACAGUGGCAGCGCAGUGUGCGCGAAGCGCUAGAAGAUCUUGGGCGUGGUAGCUCCAAAGAGGGCACACCGGCAGGUGUUGGACCGGGUGGAGCUUCAUUUCUAGAGGCACUCGGCGAAGAAGAAAGGAGAACGAGGACGCGGUUCUUGCCCGCAGUUGACGGAAUCCAUAUGCUCAGAAAGAAUGAAGUCAAAGGUGAUCUUGCCUUGGCAAGGUCCAUCAUGUCCAAUGCUGGAACCGUAGCAAAUGUAGCCUCAGUGGCAGCCGGGGCGCCAGCAAGCUUGUCUGUAUCAAAGAAAUCAAAGAAGAAGAAACAUGACUCAUCUUCAGAAGCUGAUUCUAUGGAUACAGAUGACGUCGGCACAAUGUCUUCAUCUGAGGAAGAUCCUUCCAUGGAAGGACGCGUUGGGAGCACCUCAACAAUAGACGUGGACGAUGGUGAUGUUCUAACAGUACCAUCAAGUGCGUUUGUGCCGCCUCCUGCUGCAACGCAUAGUUCAAACGUCCCAGCAUCAAACGGCGAGAAACAUGAAGAAGGAGCGCCUCCUCCCGUGCCGACUGGAGUCAAGGGUAUCUUGAACAACCAACGCAACAUCAAAUCUCCCAGAGUGGUUGAAUGUGUGACAGCCUUCAAUCCGCCGAGACCGCCAGAGUCUGUUGGCAAGAAGAAGCAGCACCGCAUGCUGAGGUGGGAGCGCCGACCUGCAGAUGUGGAAUUGGACUUGAACAGCUAUCGAAAGACAGUAGACCGUACCCGCAAAGAGCUUCACACAGAAGAGGCCGAGCUGGAGCGCAUUGAGGCCACAAGCAAUCAUCUUAGGCGACACUUUCUUGCACACCUCCGUUGCAUGGAUGAUGAAAUGGAUCAGAUUAUGGCUGAACUCAACUCACUUCAGCAGAACUGUGUCACUGCGGCGGACUUGUUGACCUCGCGAACCAGAAGUCGAGGGGCCGGUAAAGGCAGCUAUGUCAUGAAAGAUGUUCUCACAGUCCUGAAAGCAAGAGGAGCGGAACUGGACGAAAAAGGGCUCUCCCCAAGGAGUGAUGUUCUCUCUUCGAACGACAAUUCACAGCACUACCCUGGUCUAGGAGGUGUCGGAGCAUCCAGUUUUUCUGAUUGGAAUGAAAAAUCAACGUUUCCUCACUAUCAGAUCUCAUCUGCCUGGGUAUUGCCGGAUGACAAAGUAAAAACUCCUUACGGCGAAGGAGUUGUCACCAGCAUCUCUGAUAGCACCAUCAGCGUCAAGAUGCCCUUUGGCGUCGGUCACUUCAACCCUGCUACGGUGACCUCCAAAGAGUCUCCCAAUGUUCUAACGGAUGCUCGGCUAGCAAAGCGCUGGAAGGCGAUUGUCGACAGUGCAGUCACCCACACUGGUCGUUUGGACUUGAAUGGUAUGGCAUCUGUUGAGUCCAUGAUGAAACCAAAGCACACUGAGCAACAUGACAAGUCCAAGGAAGGAACGACGAAUGGAGGGGCUGGCGGCGCGGGUGAUGCCAUGGACACGAGUGACCCUGAACCUCAGGCGAAAGUGGUUAGUCCAGAUGAAACGAAGUUGCUGCCAUUUGGAAGCACCUUACUGCCAACAGGCACUGGCAGAGGCGACGGCCUCUUUGAUCUGAGCGCCAUAGAACUUGAGAAGGAAUUCAAGUCGCUUUUGACCGAAGGGACGGGAAUCUUGGGAGCCACGGCGAACGAUGGAGUACCGACGGAUGUAAAGGACUUUGAAGGCAAUACUCAAGAAGCAUACGUUUUGCAAGCCAAAGUAUUACAACUUCGAAACGAGCUCUACCGUCAACGUAGGAUUCGUACCUUCAACGAAAAAACCUUUACGGCCACACGGGAUAGGUCAAUACGAGCUGAAGGCCUGGUGUCUGAAAUGCGUACGGAUCUGAAAAGUCUCAAGUAUCGAUUGGACGAAGAACUAAAGGAACUAGGCAUUGAUCAAGACAGAGCUGAGGCCAUCUUGAAGUCCUACUACACAUCACAUGACUACGGCGAGCAUGACUUUGAGGAUGCGGAGAAUCACAAUGAAUCGCCGUCUAGCAAGCGGACGAUAGACGACGACGAAAAUAGCAAGGGCGAUACCCUUUCUCCUGUGGCCGAACAGAAGACUACCGGCAAUGGCUCGUCUGACUCAGGCGGCGAAAGGCAGGCCAAGAGACCAAGAGUUGCAAGUGUAUAG
This is a messenger RNA of Seminavis robusta, 3708 nucleotides long. The record is from the annotation of a GenBank genome assembly. NCBI's taxonomy places the organism in Eukaryota, Bacillariophyta, Bacillariophyceae, Naviculales, Naviculaceae.